CUCAGGUGACUCUUCUCCUCCUCCUUAUGGCCGCCGUCGCCCUGGCCACACCCUCGCGCUACCCAGUCGUCUCCUCCUCAGUAUGGCCACCCCGAGUCCACCGGCCAUACUUCGCUCCGUCCUACGCCCCUACGACCUACGACACGACCUAUGACACGACCUACGAGACGACCUCCUCUUACGCCACCGUCCCUUCGUCGAGCUUCGUCUCCGGUUCGAAGAGCAGCUCGAGCGCUUCGCAUCCUGCCAGCUUCGCUUUCCUUAACACCCCCCGGCGUCCUUCCGUGCCGUCCUUCGCGCUGGCCAAGGCGCAGGAACCUCCUCAUCCUACCUACGCCCCUGCUCGGUCCUACGGGUAUGCGCCGGCUAAGAAGAGCCACGACUUCGACUUCGCGGUUAACGAGGGCGGCAACAACUUCGGCCACCAACAAUCGGACGACGGCUACACCACCAAGGGCUCCUAUUACGUGGACCUCCCCGACGGCCGGCGCCAGAAGGUGUCCUAUUACGUGAGCGCGGACUCCGGCUUCGUCGCAGAAGUCACUUACGAGGGGGUUGCCCAUUACCCCGCCCCGAAGCCCAACUACCACAGCCCGAAGCCCAACUACCACGCCCCGAACUACCACAAGCCCGCCACGACGCCCGCACCCGCAGCUUACCCGCCCGCACCCGCCUAUUUGGUCUCCUCCGCCCACAUUCCAAGCCCUUUCCACGGCUGAGGGUCUUCCUGCGUCAGUAGUGUCCGAGAGAUGAAGAAAUAUUUUUUUGUCACGAAUUAAAGAGCUAUAUUUAUUUACAUAUAUAUAUUAAAGGAAACUUUAUUCA
Penaeus chinensis is the source of this 825-nucleotide messenger RNA. RefSeq lists its product as uncharacterized. Lineage: Eukaryota; Metazoa; Arthropoda; Malacostraca; Decapoda; Penaeidae. Gene Ontology annotation, cellular component: extracellular matrix. The transcript has 2 exons. The record is from RefSeq and is a predicted model, not a curated record. Bases 27 to 719 code for a protein of 230 amino acids.